Plectropomus leopardus (leopard coralgrouper) is the source of this 4977-nucleotide messenger RNA. NCBI's taxonomy places the organism in Eukaryota, Metazoa, Chordata, Actinopteri, Perciformes, Serranidae. The record is from RefSeq and is a predicted model, not a curated record.
AUGAUCCUCUUUGCUAAUGUCACUCGUGGACUGGGCAGGAAGACCAGCUUCUCUGCCACUGUAAAGAAUGUGUUCAGAGAAACUGCAUCACUCUCAGUGGCCCUGGAGCGCAGGCGGGAUGGCAGCAACAGGCAGUACUCUGUGGAGGCGGAGCUCCUGUUACCCGGUGUGGUUGGUACCAGGAUGCUGGGACUGAUGGAGCAGAAGGGCUCACUGUGGAGCUCCGCACUUAGGCUCAGAUAUGGUCUGGGAGGUGAUGCCCGGCACCUGCGUCAGGAGUGCUACAUGUCUCAGAGACUCCGGAGUGAGAGGGACUCUAACCUCACAUACAUCAUGAGAGCGGAUCAUGAAUUCUACUGCUCCAACACGGCUCCUAUAAACCACAAGAUCCACCUCAGGCACGAGGAAAGCCCCAUCCACAUUAAAUCAUCCCUGGACAUGAGCUAUGGCAAACACUGGGAUGAGAUUAACAACAAACGCACACUUCUGCUGAGCCAGUCCUUCAAAAACCAAUCCACACAAAAUCAUACCAGCUACAUACUGGAGUUCAAUCUCCAGGUGCCAGAGAAGAAUUUAAACUACAGGACUCAGCUGCUGCACUCUCACUUGAGACAGCCUGGAUCUGAGAGCAGCACUCACCUUAAAGUCAACUACAACAACCUGAUGCCGCUGGUGGCUGGAUUACACUGGAAAAGCCCCCCAAGGGACACCCAACAAAAAAAAUGGGAAGGCACAUUUAACAUGGACACGCCGUGGCUGUACAUCUAUUCUGCCCACAAACUGAGCCAGCACCAACGCCACACGUUCCAGCUCACCUCAGAGCUGACAGCCAGCAAGUGGCUGACCAUCCGUAACCUCAUGCUAGAAGGUUUCUACAAGGACAGGGGCAGAGAGAGGGAGGCCCGUCUGGAGCUCUACACACCAGCUACCACCUACAUCCAAGCUGGUGGGUGGGGCGUGGUGGGGAAGCGCAGUGUUAAGGCCUCCGGCUCACUGAGCUCCUUGUGGACUCCUCCUUUGAGAGGAGACGUAUCUCUGGAGACCUCUAAAUUCAGCCACACCCUGCAGAUGGCCUCCACCUACGGCAAGCACAACGUCAGCAUGGCUGCUGCCCUGAACACCGUGGAUAAGAAUUUAAAAAAGAGGCAAGCGAUAGUGAAGAUGACCUUCUCAAAGCCGAAGAGUGAGUCCACAGAACUGGAGUUUGAGGGAGUGGUAGAGGAGCUGAAGAAGGACAAGAAGAUGUAUCAGAAGACGGCGAUGCUCCAGCUCAGACAGCCCUUUCAGACCUUCCCCCAGACUCUCGUUCUGCGGGAGACUUUCACUGUCGACCUUCUCAAAGGCCUCUACAUCCUGCAGUCGAAAGCUAGUUUCCAUGUCAACAAAGAGGUCAUUCACACCCUCACCCUUGGCUACCAGCCACCGAGCCCGUUUGUUUGUUCUGCACUCAUCCAUCCUUUCAGCUCUGACAUUAUUCCAUCAGACUCAGAAAUCUGUGUGACCGUAACCAGCAACAAGACCCAGAAAGGUGUGCAAGGGAGGUUACGUGUCGGUAGCAAAGAGAGAAUGACUUUUUUCGGACAAGUUCAGUUAAACCCUUUGAACUCAAGUCGCCAAGCGAUAAACAUCAGAGCCAACUUCACUCAUCAGCUGCAGCUGCAGCUCCCCUCCUCCGCUAUAGUGGAAGGAAAUGUAUGUUGGUCCCCCAAAAACAACAGUGACUUUGAUUAUCAGGCCACAGGGAAACUGAGAGUAGAGCGACAGGAGUGUCAAGUAAAGGCCACUGCAGACAUUUUUGCAGUGGCUGGUACAGGAAGUAGCUCAGUGCAUGUUCGGGCUGAUGGCAAGGACAGGGUGAAGCUGGACACCCAGAUGUCCCACUCCUUCCAUAGGGGACACAGAGCUGUGGGACUGAGGAUGAAUGUAUCGCAGAGCCUUCUGCCUUCUGCCACUGAUCUGCAUGUAAACAUGGUUGCCAACAUGUCCUCAGACAGCGUGUCUCUACAUGGCGCCUACACACAGGGGCAUGAGGCUCUGCUGGCUAAGGUCAAAGGCUCUCUACAAGACACACGGGGUCUCCAGCUGGCUGUGUCUGGGGAUCUGAGGCACUCCAUGGCCAACCUCGCUAUUUUGCCUCCAGUCCUGGGGUUGGAUGGGGUGCUUGGACAGUCUGACACCCUCAUUGAAGGACAGCUGAGAGUUAGAGUGAUGGAGACCCUGUACAGCGUGGAGCUGAGACAUCAGGAGGAUCCUGGAGAUUCUUCGGACAGAGAAGAUGAAGAAGGCAUGAUGGGAAAGAAAUUCCCCGUGGCCCGCGAUUGGCUGUGUGUUUGGUUAGGGAAGGAGCAUUUGUGUGUGAAUGCGAGCCGCCGACUGGGGGAUCAAGGUACGGGUGAGGUCACCACCAGACUGUCUCACUCCUUCCACUUGCUCAAUGCCACAGGUGUGCCUACCAGCAGUAAUGCCCGGUUAACGUGGGCACAAGAUGGCAGCCAACUGUCUGUCCUUGCAGAGCUGCAGGCUGGACCAGAACAUCUAAAAGCUGAGUUUAAUGGGGGCAAGACAGACCAGGUGUCCCCACGAUGGGAGAACUUCUGCAGGUUACAGCAUCAAGUCAAAGCCCUUAUGAAAAUAGGUGUUUCAAGCUCCAUGCAAGCCAAAGCACAUUACCAGUUAGAAACAGAAGGUCUGGACACAGGCUUUGUUCUUCACGUGGAUGACGACAGAAUGGUUGACAUUCUUCUUAAUGUUGGAUCAAAAAACAGCGCAGCCAUAUUGGUACUGUCUCUAUGGCAACAGAUAAAGAUGCUUCAGGGGGUUAUGCCCACCUCUUUACAGAUGAGCUGCACGGGGGACGCCACCGCAGACCGACUCUCAGCCCAGUGCUAUGGAAAUGUGGCGGGUCGCCCUGCGGAGGCUCUCUUGCCAUCGCAGACAUCAGCCAACAUCUCCAUCACCCGUUCUGGCUGCUCCACAAAUCUCAGUACCGUCCUCCAUGCUGAGGGGAAACAGAAAGGCAGCCUCAGUCUGCAUUUCACUUGUCACCCCUACCUUAGCCUGAAAGCAUCUGCACAGCACUCUAUAGAGGCAAUACAGAUGCUGGGAUUUCCUGCCCAUGGAGCGUUCAUCUUGAAGGUUUUAACUGCACAUCUGCCUGGUGUUGAGGUCGGCCUGGAGUUGGGACGUUGUUAUUUCAGGGGUAGUUUGGGAAAAACAGAGGCCUCACAGACAAAGGAGGAGCCGUCCUCAUACGUUGUGAAUGUGACCAACUACUGUCCUGCACUACAGGGAACGAUCCUCCCAGUGUCCCUGGCUCUCCAGGGUCUCCUUUCAACGGUCCCCUGCCAGUUAACCUUGACCUCAUCUCUGAGGGCAAACCACCAGGACCUCUCCCUUGAGCUAAGACAAUCCUGCAGACCACCGAAUCUCUCUGGGACCCUCAGACACUCCUUCCCUGGCCUUAGGAGUCAUGGUGUGCCCCAGGUGAUCACCAUAGAGACCACUGCUCCCGGAGGCCCUCAGCAGGCUGCAGCCCUGUUCAUUAAAGCUGGGACAUGUCACAUUAGAGCCAAUAGAGUCAAAGAGGUCAAAGGAAGGACACAGUGGCUCUGGGCUCUGGAGUCAAAGUGUCCAACGUUACAGGCUCAUCUGAAUGGCUCAGUAUGGCAGGAAACUCAGGGAAUCUGGACAGCGACCGUGGACAUCAAUCUAAAGGGCAAAAGGGGUUUCCUGAGGCUCAAUGGACGGGCCUGGCCGCAGCUGAGCGUGGAGGGCGAGCUCAGUCAAAACCUUCCUGCUCUCAAAGACUUACCAGAGCACAGCAGACUGAGAGUCGCUUGCAGGGCAGGUAAACAAAGAUAUGACACUGAAGCCCUCAUUCAGAUGGAGGAGUGUGCUGCCGGAGCCAGUGGAGUUGUGAUGUCACAGUCAGGCCUGCGAGGGACGCUGGUGUAUCACAACAACUGCACAGUGAUUCAGGAUUGGGGUAGUCCGGACAGGAUGCAGUCCUCUGUGUUUUUGGUUGUCUCCCCAGCUCUUGCAGAGUCUCAGGUCUCUAUGAUGAUGGAUGAUACAGAGUUACAGGCCUCAGUGGCUCUUCAGAAAACUAAGGAUAAAAAUGAAGCAUUGCUCGGUCUAAACCACUCUGUACCCCUGUUGAAGAAGCUGGGUCUCCCUGUUAAUGCUGCGGUGACGAUGAAUUAUGGGAGUCAUGGAAAUGGCUCAUACUUUUACCUGUUUCAAAGCAGUACAGGAAGCCAAAAGCUAACUCAGGAGGUGACAGUUUCAAAGAUGUCUGAAACAGUCAGACUGAAGAGCCAUUUUAGACACACAGUGAUCUAUCUGAAGAAAUUGCGAGUCCCUGCAAACAACAGCAUCCAGGUAGAGCUCGGCUCUGCUGAGGGGAAGGCCUUGAACUUGCAGUCCCAGUUUGGAGGUCAGCAGGCAGGAGUGAGGCUUCAGAUAAAAUCUCUCCCAGUGACCAAAGAAAUAAGAGGAACCGUAUGGCACAGCUGGUCUUGGCUACAGGAUAGAGGACUGCCACUUAACAUAGAGGGCCUGUGUUCCAUCCAGGGAGUCUUUCCUCAGCUUCAGUCCAGAGCCCGGCUCACUGUGGAUGGACACAAGCUGCUCGCCUCCGGUUUUAACGUCAGUAUGGCCGAUGGACGCCUGGCCCUGCUGCUCUCUUACUCUCCACCUGCUUCUUAUCAAACAGGGACACAGCACAGUCUGAACGCUACCCUGACUGCUCAGUUCAAAGGUCCUCUGCGGAGUGCCUCAGUAGAUAUUCAUUGUCAGGACUGGAGAGUGCGAGGAGUGGGGGAUGUAGGGGGCUGGGGAGCACACAGAGGAUCCAAGGAGGCCAGAGUCACACUAAAACACACUGUACAGGGACAAACCAGCCCUAACUUACAGGUGAGGACAACAUACAGUCAAAAUUCCCUCUACUUUGCUUCUUUGUGCUAUCCAUCACUAUGA